UUAUCAAUCGAACAUACGGAAAUUCUAAACCAGUAAAGUGGAAGCCAACCGAAUACUACAUAAUGAAAGAGGGCGCACUCAGUGCGCACUGGUGCGCACUAGUGUAUCCAAUCGAAUUCGCCAUUAGUUUGUGUUCUCAAUUGAAGGCCGCCAUGUUAAGUAACAGACUCCGCGCAUGUGCGCAGCGAGUUAACCAUAUUGAAACAUGUAACUGCACAGCAUAGACAAGCUUACCUAUUUAUUAAAUCGCAGAGACGGUUUUGUAGUUUUGAUCUCACUAAGAUGAGACGUUGUUUUUUUUUGUAAAAAUACAAAACCUCAAGAAAAAAAACUUUACAAAAAAUUGGACACCAAUUAGUUCAACUGUUUUAUGCUCUAAUCACUUUACAGAAGAUUGUUUUGAUCAUUCAGGAUCUAAAGUACUGUUAAAACCAAAUAGUAUUCUAACACAGUUUGAUAAUCCUCAUUCUUAUUAUUUCCAUUGGAUAAAUCAGUUGUUUUUAAAAAAUGACUUGAUAACAUGGGAAUCAAGAAUUGGAUUCCAAAUAAUAAUAGCUUUUUAUGUUCAGAACAUUUUGAGCAAACAUGUUUACAAAAAAAAUCUAAUUGUUUAACUUUAAAAGAAGGAAGCAUUCCUACAAUUUUUAAAGUUGAGUACGUCAACAAUAUAAAAUCAGCUGUGUUGACAUCACUAGGAAAUAUUCCUCAGGUUUCUGAAAAAUUAAAUCAAAUCCGAACACAUCCAGGAGCUGUGUUGACAUCAAUAGAAAAUAUUCCUCAGGUUUCUUGCGAAGAAUUAAAUCAUAUCCGAACACAUCCAAAAGAUCGAAGUAGUAGUGAUAUUUUGAAUGAGAAUAAGUUUCUUUCUGAUGAAUCAUUAAUAAUCAGUGAUGAAACUAAUGAUAAAAAUGACAAAUUACCUAAUAAUACUAGAAUCAUAAGUGUAAUAAAUCAUGAUCAUCGUUAUAAUGCUUCUCUAUCAACACUGCGCACAAAAUUGACCAAAUGUCGAGAAAAAUUGAAGAAGAAAGAAUAUAUAAAUAAAUGUAAAAACCAACAACUGAAACGUCUUCAAACACGCAUAACAGGCUUAAAAAAAGCAAUAAUAAAAUUACGACGUCAGCGCAUAUUAUCAGAAAAUUUUUUGAGCUGUCUUGAUUCAUUAUCAGAUCAAGGUGUAAAAAAAUUUAUAAAGAAUUUAUUUAGGCGUGCAAUCAAUUGCAAUAAAGGUCUUUUGCCAAUUGAACCUCAGUUUGGUGCAAUGCUCUGUUCAAAAGUAUUAAGAGAAUUAUUGUCGAAUUCGAGAACAAUUUAUGAUAUAUUUCCGGAUUUAAAUAAUCAUAUAUUUGAUGAUACUGUAGAAGAACUUUCUAAUCAUGUAUAUACAUUGGCUAAAUCUGUUAUUAUAGAAUAUAUUGAAGUACGCAUGUUUUCAUAUUCAAAAAUAUNUAGUCUUCGUCAAACCGGCCUUAAUCUGAGACACUACAUGAAUCAGCAGUUAGUAUGGAUGCAUCAAUAAAUAACAGAUUUGCCAAUGUUUAUGAAUGGCAGGAAGUACCAAAAAUAUGUAUGUUUCUUUUUCAUUUGGUUUUUUCUUUUUCAUUUGGUAAAGGAUGUAACAAAUAAAUUCUCUUGUUAUAUGUAUGCUCGUAAUAAAUGCUUGGGUAAAUAUAUAGAAAAGGUCACCUCCCUCCGAUUUCAAUGAGCUUGACAUAUGUUGUCAAGGACACCUU
Messenger RNA from Pseudomyrmex gracilis, 1733 nucleotides. RefSeq lists its product as uncharacterized. NCBI's taxonomy places the organism in Eukaryota, Metazoa, Arthropoda, Insecta, Hymenoptera, Formicidae. The coding region runs from base 521 to 1519 and encodes 332 amino acids. The record is from RefSeq and is a predicted model, not a curated record. The transcript is spliced from 7 exons. Gene Ontology annotation, molecular function: sequence-specific DNA binding.